Molecule: messenger RNA, 2775 nt
Organism: Schistocerca gregaria
Lineage: Eukaryota; Metazoa; Arthropoda; Insecta; Orthoptera; Acrididae
Gene: Pngl
Product: peptide-N(4)-(N-acetyl-beta-glucosaminyl)asparagine amidase
Exons: 8
Coding region: 615-2243 (542 amino acids)
Biological process (GO): protein deglycosylation; protein quality control for misfolded or incompletely synthesized proteins; glycoprotein catabolic process
Cellular component (GO): cytoplasm; cytosol; nucleus
Molecular function (GO): peptide-N4-(N-acetyl-beta-glucosaminyl)asparagine amidase activity
Source: RefSeq, a predicted model, not a curated record
ACUGAUGACGUCUAUUUAUAUGUUUAUCAUGCACGCGUGUUGUGUUGCUAUCAGCUGUCGUGAGCGCAAUGUUACUAAUCACGUCAGUGAAGCACUUUGUAAUAAGUUAGGAAGAAGUUUUCUGACAAAAUGACUAGGCGUUGUGUUGUGUUACUUGAGAGAAAUGAAACAAACAUGUACCUCAGUACUACGGAAUUAUUACUGAAAAUUGUAGACGCAGUACUGCAAGAGCCUUUGAAUCCGAAAGCUAGGACAUAUAAACUAGCUAGUCCAGCUAUUUCAGAGAAACUUCGUGCUACCGUUGGAGCUAUGGAAUGUUUGCGUGAAAUGGGUUUCCAAGAGGUGGUUGACAUUUUGAUUGACCUACUGAGUUCAAACGAAUUGAUUCUGUAGUUAUGGUUAUUCUGGGUACUAAUAAUAUUUCGUAUGUUGAAUGAGGGAAUUGCCACUUAAUAUACAACACUGAUAUGUACAGGCUGCUUAUUGUUUCUUCUCGUGUACCAACGAGCAUAGCCAUGUGGAGUUUGCAUGAUGCACUAGCCACUUAUAAAUAAUGCAGUUUCGUUCUUAUAUUGUAAUUGCCCAGCGAAAUAGGGCAUGGGCGUAAACGUAGUAUGGAUGACAAGUUAGUUCUAACACCAGAAGCGUCACUGGAGAACAUAAGACAGAUACGCUCAGAAAUAGUUAGUAGAAGGCGUAAUUAUGAAACAGUCAAUGCUGUUAACAAUUCCAGUGAAAUGUCUUCAGCAAGUUCUGAAGGAGCUAGUGCUACACGGCAUACCUCAUUUGCACACUUCAAGAGUCAACUUUUGGUUAUUUCUGAGACAGUGCUGGGCCAUGAAAACAAAUUGUUACAGAAGAAGGCCUUGGCGUUAAUUCCACUAACAGAACUAGAGAUAAAAGCAGUAAAACAUAUGCGAUCCUUACAAAAAGCCAUUAAAAAUGGUGCAGAGGACAAUGGAGCAGAUGUGCAGGACAUGCUUUUGUUAGAAUUGAUGGCAUGGUUUAAAGAAUCAUUUUUCUCAUGGGUUGAUUCUCCAAAAUGUUGGUUUUGUCAAGGAGAAACAAAAUUUCGUGGCCACAGUAGUGAUCCUAAAUAUAAUGGAGACCGGGCAGAGGUAUAUAUGUGCACCUUGUGCCGGGAAGUAACACUCUUUGUUCGGUACAAUAAAACUGAAAAACUUCUAGAGACAAGGAAAGGACGUUGUUCAGAAUGGGCAAAUUGUUUUGCUCUGUUGUGCAAAUCACUUGGUUGGGAUGUUCGUGUUGUCUAUGAUGUGACAGACCAUCUUUGGGUGGAGGUGUUCUCUGUAAGUCAACAAAGAUGGAUACAUUGUGAUCCUUGUGAAAAUGCGUAUGAUAAACCUUUAAUGUAUGAAGUAGGUUGGAAGAAAAAUCUUUCAUAUGUGAUUGCAUUUUCUUAUGAUGAUGUACAAGAUGUCACUUGGCGCUAUACUUGCAAUUUCAAUGCAGUAUUAAGGCGCAGAAAUUUGUGCUCUGAGCAGCAGCUCUUAGAUAUUAUGUUUGCUAUAAGAGAAAAAAGACAACGUGGUUUGUCAUUGGCAAGAAAAGAGUACCUCAAGAAGCGAAUGUUAAAAGAACUUGUGGAAUUUCUAACACCUCCAAAGCAGACUGAUGCAGCAUAUGAGGGGCGCACCUCAGGUUCCCUGCUCUGGAGACUUGCAAGGGGAGAGGUUACAGAAAAAGUUACAUAUGUUUGGACUCCAAAUGCUGCAGAAAUUUCAGCACAAAGAUUUCAGUUAAGUUACUCUUGUGAAAAGGACAAAUAUUUUCGAAGUACUAACACUGAGGAGUCCUGCAUUUCUGGAUGGCAGAAUGGUGUGUUUCAAUUUGAUUCAGUCUUUCGAAAAGAAGAAAAAGACUGGAAGAUGUUCUAUUUAUCAAGAACAGAGGGAAGCCCAAAAGGCACCAUUACAUGGAAAUUUGACUUUACAUCCUCUGGCUUAGUUAUAGAAACAGUGAAUCUUGUGUUUGUGAGAAGUGUGUUUGAAAAUGGUGUUAUUAAGUUACUAAUGACAGGGGAUACAAACAACAUGGAAAUACCACCAAAUGAAAGAGCAGUUUCCACAAAGAUUUUAGAUGGUUCCAAGUGUUUGACCCUGAGUGCUGAACUAAGUAGAGGGAGAGGUACAACAGCAUGGCAGCAUGCACAGCUUUUCCGUGAGACAGUUGGCAGCACGACUUAUCCAUUCAACAUUGUUAUCAAGCUAAGGAAAAUGUAAAUAGCAAAACAAUGCUAAAAAAAGUGGAAAUUGAUUUUGUGACAUUGUCUACAAGUGAUACAAACAAAUCGUAUUGGUGAAGUUUAUAGGGGGCCAUCCAUGUGAUCCCCCCUUGCAUGCUGUGUUUGGCAAGUGUUUGCAAUGUGUUGUAUUAAGGAGGGGGCCACAAAUAGGAGGUUAAUAUGAGUUACCAAUGGAAACUUCUCGAGCAGUUGAUGGUCUCUACACUGGGAAAUUGGAGUAGGUGGCACUUGGUGCACAGUUCCUCAUCACUUUUCUACAUUUUACAGAAAUGAAGAGAAUGAUGUAAACAUAUAAAUUACAAGUUUUGUGUGCAUCAUUAUUUUGAGCAUGUAGAUAAGUUGGAAAGUCAUGUUUUUAUUCUCCAUAUGUAAAAUUACAAUGUUAACAAACUGGUGAAACCUAUUUCUGCCAUUCUUACUUCUCUGACAUCAUGAUUAUGUUUACGUUGAAAGAUAUUGCUUUAGUUUCCUAAGAAUAAAAUUGCUUCACCGCUACGUUACAUCAGUAA